Solea solea (common sole) is the source of this 4700-nucleotide messenger RNA. It is a transcript of the gene tgfb1a, whose product is annotated as transforming growth factor, beta 1a. The record is from RefSeq and is a predicted model, not a curated record. NCBI's taxonomy places the organism in Eukaryota, Metazoa, Chordata, Actinopteri, Pleuronectiformes, Soleidae. Gene Ontology annotation, cellular component: extracellular region. The transcript has 6 exons. Gene Ontology annotation, molecular function: growth factor activity; type III transforming growth factor beta receptor binding; cytokine activity. Bases 2407 to 3579 code for a protein of 390 amino acids. Gene Ontology annotation, biological process: transforming growth factor beta receptor signaling pathway; regulation of cell population proliferation; SMAD protein signal transduction.
ACCAUCAGGUGGCAGUACACAUCCAUUAAAGCUCCGGCAGACCCACAUAACAAGAUAAGUGAUAGUAAUAGUUGUUGACAUAACAACCCUCAUUUUAAUCACUACAACGUAUCAUUAAUGGUAAGUCAGUGAGAUAGAGCUGAUGUCACUGUGGGAAUAACAUUUCUGCUACUAUCGUAGGGGAUUUUUGCCUUAAGUUUCCUUAUGGUAAAUGUCACCAUUCUUUAAAACUUUCCCAGUGAAUGGAAAACAAUAGACGCCCAUGUGAAACACAUUUAGCAAAAACAUAAAAAAAAAACCCUAAGACUACAAUGGCAAUUUACUAUGUUCAUUUCCAUGUUGAAUCAUCCCUCAGACAGGGGCGAGAUGAGUGAAACCAUCAACAGUUUGUUUUAGUCUGGCCCUCCUUUUUGAAAAUAUACAAUCCAACCUCUAAAAAAAACCCAGACCUUGGAGGGUGCAUCACAUGGUCCUGCCCUGUUGGCUCUCCAUGACUUGAAAUUCACCAGUCUACUUUUAGACCAGCUUGUGCUUCAGUACUCUCUUCUGGCAGGCAUUCACCUUCUCAACCACCAGGUAAAUGUGGCGGUCAUCUGGCUAGACACUAGAUGCCAUGCAAGGCUUGUUGUCAGUCAUUCUUCACAGCCUCAGUCUCAGACAGGCCAGAAGAGUGUGAGUGAGCUAGUGCCUCUAAUAUCAGUAAUUCAGCACGUUCAGUUCCUGGCUUCCUGAUGUGGAUGGGAGGCAGGCAGCAGAACUCUGUUAAACAGCAGAUGUUUUACACUGUAGCCGUUACCCUCAUUUCCUGGGCGGAGAGCUCCUCGCUCUAUUAGACAAGUAACAGGAACCAGAAAAAGAGAGUGAGAGAAAGAGAGAGAGGGAGUGCAGAGGAAAAGUUAGCUGAGCUUAGAGCUCCCACAAAUCACUUUGUCACCAGCAAGCUCUGACAAGCACCAGAAAAGAGGGAGCGCAGAAGUAGAAAGGCAGAGGUGUGAAUAGGGAGUUGUGUCAGAGGAGACUCAAGAGGGGAGGUGUGAAGGAGCUGUGACGUGCAGAAACGAGGUGAUACCGAUGGAUGGAUAGAAAGUGGACACAGACGAGGCUGCAAUCUGAUUCCUAAAGCAGCGAGAGCUGAGUGGGACUGUUACAGUUGCUGUUGUUGUCAUUGCUGCUGCUGUGUCUGGAUGGUACGGUCAUUUAAAGGGAAGGUUUGUCAAGCUUGGUAAUUUAUAUUUUCUAACUGGAGGACAGCUGAUCAUUGGCAGACAGAGAGAUUUGAUAGCGUCCCACGCACUAACAUACUAUUGCAUUUGAGAAUGAGGACACAUUUAUAGAGGGACAGCUGCUCUGUCUGUGAAACAGGCAUGAGUUGGAGGUGUUGAAAGCAACUUCUGGUGAACUGCAGCUGUACACUGAUCACAUGCUGUUACUGCGAAAAAGAGGUAGUCAGAUUGGAGAGCGUUAACAAGUUUGUCACAUUUUUCUCUCUGUAGGGACAGUUUUUAUUAACUUGACUGUGUAUGUUUUUUGAAUAAGAUUUAAGAUUUUUUUUAACACUCUAUUUUACUUUGACUCCCUUCUCUGUGGACACUCGAUCAUCGCUUGGUUGACUCAAAGCCCCUGAGAGUUGUAUCUUGGCUGUAAAGGAAGUAAGAGGUCAUCUGAUCAAACUUCACUUACAGAGAAAAAGGAAGGUCGUAUAGGACAGAUCACUGCUGUCCUCUCUUUUACAGAGACAUUUACAAAGGUAUUAGAUCAUUAGAUUCAUGCUCAGAAUACCUCUUAAUCUCCUCUGUGAAGCCUUGUUUUAGUAAGUAAAUUCUGACAGUUGCUCUUCAUUUUGCUGUGUGUUAUACUGCUUCAUUCAGACCGUCUAGUGAGCUACAUGGCACUGUGCUGACACGUGGAGUAAGGAUUUGUUUUAGCUGUUCUGUAAGUACCAUACCUGCUAAGUUGAGUGUUUCCGUGCUGGUUGGUUGUUUUGGACUGACAGUGUUAAAUAGACUUGGAGGUGUUUACCUACAUGCUUGGAUGGACUCUGUUGGCAUUUGACAGCUCCACUCUGAACUCCUUCAGUGUCUGGGACGUCACAGUUACCUGUUUGGCUGAGUCAGAGGUUGGCUCGUCAUUCGAUGUCUGUCUGUUCUGCACUGGGAUUCUCUCCACCUGCUUCUAUGCAAACAAGUCACAGGCGCUAGGUGGUUUUCACAGCAGUGGCGCUGGUAGUCCUGGACUUUCAGGACUUCUCCACACUGCCUUAAUUGUUCUGCUGUGUGUAAACACCACCUUUCCACGGUGGAGUGAUUCACUGUUCCCUAAGCAUUGGGGGCAGCUAGUGAAAUAUAAAAAGCAAGGGAGGAUUUGCCAAAAAACACUCACAUAAUUUCUAACAGUGAGAUUGGUACCAUGAAGCUGGCACUGUUGAUGCUCAUGGUUGUGUACACGGUGGGCAAUGUAAGCAGCAUGUCUACAUGUCAGACAGUGGACCUUGAGAUGGUGAAGAAAAAACGCAUUGAGGCUAUUAGGAGCCAAAUCCUCAGCAAACUGCGUCUGGCAAAGGAGCCUGAGCCGGAUCAGGCGGGAGACAAGGAGGAGAUUCCCUCCGCUAUGCUCUCCCUCUACAACAGCUCCAAGGAGAUGCUGAAGGAGCAGCUGACAGAGGUCCAGACAGACAUCUCCACAGAACAGGAGGAAGAGGAGUACUUCUCCAAGGUGCUCCACAAGUUCAACAUGACCAGUAAAAAUGACAAAUAUGACAAGAACUCCAAAAGCAUCACAAUGUUCUUCAACAUCUCUAAGAUACGGCAAAGUGUCGGGGAUUACCGCCUGCUGACUAGUGCAGAGCUGCGGAUGCUUAUCACGAAAACUAACAUACAGCUAAAUUCUGAGCAGCGGGUGGAGCUGUACCGCGGUCUGGGGACCUCAGCCUACUACCUCGCUUCACGCUUCAUCAAUAACAAUCUAAAAGACAAGUGGUUAUCCUUCGAUGUCACUGAGACCCUGCAGACCUGGCUUAAAGGGACUGAGGACGAGCAGGGUUUCCAACUUCGGAUCUUCUGUGGAUGCAGCGGGACGGACCAAACUAUGGAGAGUGGCUUUAUGUUUUCCAUGUCUGGGAUCUCGAUUGGGAGGGGAGACUUACAAAAGGUAGCAGAGUUGAACCAGCAAGUGCCCUAUAUCCUGACCAUGUCCAUCCCUCAAAACGUCAGCACCCACCUCACCUCCUCCCGCAAAAAACGCUCCACAGACGGGAAGGACACAUGUACUGCCCAGACAGAGACCUGCUGCGUGCGAAACUUGUAUAUUGACUUCAGGAAAGAUCUGGGCUGGAAGUGGAUACACAGGCCGACGGGCUACUAUGCCAACUACUGCAUGGGCUCCUGCACCUACAUCUGGAACGCCGAAAACAAAUAUUCUCAGAUUUUGGCUCUGUAUAAGCAUCAUAACCCCGGAGCCUCUGCCCAGCCUUGCUGCGUUCCCCAGGCUCUGGAGCCACUGCCAAUCCUCUUCUACGUGGGCAGGCAACACAAGGUGGAACAGCUGUCCAAUAUGAUUGUGAAAUCUUGCAAGUGUAGCUAAAAAUACAGCAGCCCCUUCUCAAAGACAUGCAGAGAUGGAAGGAGACAUGUUUGAGACCACAGGCGCAAGGACGUAAAGGGGACGAGGAAAAUGAAAAGUCAUCUGGAUCAAUGUGGCCAAGCUUACUUCCAGUGAGCUCUGCCAUUUUCAUGCUGGAAGCACACCAAACCAUGGACUGUUUUACAUAGAUAUAGAUAAUAUUUUUUAAAUGUGGAUAUACUUUUUUUCUUCUUUGCAAAACUGUCUGUCUGGAAAUGAAUUAAUUUAUUUGUUGGUUGGACAGAUUUUGUGUGUUGUUUAAAUGUGUAUCAGUUUUGACGUGGAAAAAAAAAAGAAUUGGAUAAAAGAGGCCAAAGGACAUGUGGACCAAAAUGACCAGAGAAGAACAUGUGCUUUCACAUGUCUGAUGAUUGUGUCUGUUUGCUGCGUCAUCUUCCUGAAGAGGUCAUAGUUAAUGGUGCUAAAUCCCAGGUAUGGAAAACAGAGGUUGUUGGGGUUUUCCUGGACAAUAAAUGCAGCAGGUGUUUUUGGAGCGAGCUCCACCUUAAAAAAAAAAAAAAGGGACGACAGACGACCGCAGGGACAGUCCAACCUGGGGGAACUCCCCCUGACUGAAAGGCUGCUGCAUUCAGCCAAGUCGACCAAGUCCUUCAGUUUUACUUUGUUUUUUCAACUCACAUGAUUUUUUUCGUGUUCAUAACUGAAUGUCUGCUUAUCCUCAGGCUGUUAGAACCUUGACUAAUAUCGCUGGUUGUAAGAGUGAUGACACCGUGUUUUUGUUUUCCCUCUUGGAAUUUACAUCCAGUUUGUUGUCUUUAGAUGGUCACGGGUCGGAGAAUGUGGUUGUGGUGUUGGUUUUUAGGGAAGAGCCAUUCAAGACUUGAUACACGCACUCUGUUAUUUUUUUAUUUUUUAUUUUUUUUACUGUAGUAAAUUAAAUUCAUUGCCUUUUAUUUCAGGAUAAGAUCUCGCUUUCGUCUGUAGUGUGACGCCGUUUGCACAACUCAGUGUCCAAAUAAAUAUUUCUCUUCAGUUUACCGUCUUUUAUAGUGCACUUACCAUUUAAAAUUUGUAUCUGUAAAUAUUUUAAAAAAGUUGCAAUAAACAUUGAUGUUAAAUUA